This is a messenger RNA of Megachile rotundata (alfalfa leafcutting bee), 1386 nucleotides long. Its product is annotated as sialin-like. The record is from RefSeq and is a predicted model, not a curated record. Gene Ontology annotation, biological process: monoatomic anion transport; transmembrane transport. Gene Ontology annotation, cellular component: membrane. Lineage: Eukaryota; Metazoa; Arthropoda; Insecta; Hymenoptera; Megachilidae. Gene Ontology annotation, molecular function: transmembrane transporter activity.
AUGCUCUGCAUCGCGAAUAUGAUCAUCUACGGAUUGAAAGUCAACAUCGCGACCGCCAUUGUCGGCAUGGUUAAAGCCAAAAAAAAUGGCCAAGCGGUUUCAGACGCGUCCCACGAGUGCGAUUUUGGCCAAGAAGGUGUUGCGGCGGUUGAUAUCGAUGGACCGUUCGAUUGGUCAGCCACGGAGCAAGGUUUAGUCGUCAGUAUUUACUUCGCAGGGUACCUUGUGGGCAUGGUUCCUGCGGGUUACUUCGCCGAUCGCUUCAACACAAAGGGCGUCCUGCUGAUAUGCGUCGUCGGAAACGCACUGUUGACCCUUUUGGUGCCAGUAACGGCCCCCAUUUUAUCCGUCCUGUACUUGGUAAGAUUUUUAACGGGUCUUGUGAGUGCUGCCAACCUCCCCGUGGUGAACGUACUAGUCGGAAAAUGGGUGGUUUACGAAGAGAAAUCAACAUGGGUCGCCAUCAUUUACGCUGGGACAUCUUUGGGAACCGUGAUAUCUAUCUUCACUUCCGGUAUGAUCCUCGAUUCCCUUGGAUGGCAGGCUGUGUUCUACAUACACGGCACUUUACCGUUACUCUGGUGCGUGGUAUUCUACUGGUUCUUCGCUGACAAUCCGGAAACGCAAAAAUACAUCUCGGAAAAGGAACGAGAGCUAAUCGUGACGUCUUACGGUCACAGAGUGCUCGGCUCUUCGGAAACGAAGGUGCCCUGGAAGAGCAUAUUCACGUCGGUGCCAUUUUGGGCGCUGCUUUAUGCGAACACGUUCGGGAACUUUUGUUGGUACUUUCUGCUCACGCAGUUGCCAUUGUACAUGAACAAGAUACUGCGGUUCGAUAUUAAAUCGAACGCUGCCAUAAGUUGCAGCCCGUACCUCCUGAACGCUAUCGCGAAUCCAUGCUUGGGCAGACUUUUGGAUUGGGGAAGGCGGAAGGGAUAUUGGUCGCAGACUGUUGGACGAAAAUCUGCCGUGUUUAUAAGUUGCAUUCCACCGAGUAUCUGCCUCAUUAUAAUCGCAUACAUUGGUUGUGAGCGCGUUGGAUCAACAAUACUGUUGAUACUGAGCAUAGUACUCUGUGGAGCGAUCUUCGUCGGGCAUCUCUGUAAUCACAACGACCUAGCCCCGAAUUACGCAGGAAUUCUAAUGGGAAUCACAAACACUCCCGGAACGAUCUCAGCAUUUAUCUUGCCGGCAUUGGUGGGCGCCCUCAUGGAACAUGGGCACACUAUGCAACAAUGGAGGUACGUCAUGUGGAUCGUAAUUGUUGCUCAAGUAUCUGCAUUCGUCGUAUUUUGCUUCUUCGGGUCUGCAGAAAUUCAAGACUGGAAUUAUGAGACUGAGGCGGAACGAGAGGCAGCUCAAAGAACUCAAAGGAAUAGAACCUAA